UUAGUGCUAGCAUGCUCGUGUUCAUGGUUGUUUUCCACUUGUGAACCGAAGAGAACAUGUGUGAAUAAACAUUUAAAUAAACAAAUAAAAUAAGAAUAAGAAUAAGAGUUAUGAGUUCUCAGAAAGGUAACGUGUCUCGGUCGCGAGGUCAGAAACACCAAAACUCCUCCGCGUACAGAAACGACAAGUACGGAGCAACUAUACAAGUGAAGAAGGCAAAGUCAAAGGUCCACGACGGGCUGUGUCAACACUGUAAGGGUGUUCUCGAGUGGAAAGUCAAAUACAGCAAAUACAAGUCUCUAACGCAGCCGCGAAAAUGUGUCAAAUGCUCUCAGAAGACGGUGAAGGAUGCGUAUCACAUCAUCUGUAAACCCUGUUCUCUUGAACUGGAAAUCUGCUGCAAGUGUGGGAAGAAGGAGGACAUUGUUGUUCCUGUGAACUCACAUCUGGAUAAAGACGAGCCAGAAGAGGAACCCGAACAGACAAAGAAACCUUGUAGACGAGGGAGGAAAGACUUGGACAGUGACGAUGAUUAUGAUGACGAUGACAGUUUAAGUGACCUUGGGGAGGAUGACGAAGAUGUUGGCGGCGACUCGAGUGGAAGGAAAACGCACAAUAAGACUGCAGCACUGCCAGAUGUGUCCAGCCUUGACCUUAAAGACUAAAGAAAGUGGAGUUUUUUUAUUCUUUUUUUUUUUUAUCACAUUUUUUCUCAUCAGUGUACAUAAUGACCUCUGUAACACACUCAAACUAACUGAUGCAAGUAAACCUGUGACUAUG
Molecule: messenger RNA, 780 nt
Organism: Solea solea (common sole)
Lineage: Eukaryota; Metazoa; Chordata; Actinopteri; Pleuronectiformes; Soleidae
Gene: c8h9orf85
Product: chromosome 8 C9orf85 homolog
Exons: 4
Coding region: 111-665 (184 amino acids)
Source: RefSeq, a predicted model, not a curated record